AUGGACGCCGACCAGUUUAAAGAAUUCAUGGCGCUAAUAACUAAGUGUAAGAAAGUCGGCCAUGUGUCCUAUGGUUGUAGUACUGAAGAUCAAGAUUCUGAAAAUAAUCGAGAAGAUUCUACUAAUAUAAUAGAUAAUAAUUUAGCUUUUAAAUACAAUCGUAAUUUGAUAAUUAAUACUACACCUACGAAACAUAAAUCUUUAUUUAGUAGAGCUUCAUCUUCAAAACAUGCUGUGUGCUUGAAUAAAAAUACUGGACCAUCAUUUGGAACAACUGAUUUAAUAGUUAAAGAUGGUAAAGUUACAUGUAAAUCUGAAUGUUAUUCCUUAAAUUUAUUAGAAAAAAUUGUUGGAGAAAUAUCAGAUUUUGAUAGUGAAGAUGAUGAAGAUAUAAAAAGUUAUCAAAUAGAAGAAUAUGAAGUGUAUCAUGUAAAGAAAAAAAAAUAA
Molecule: messenger RNA, 447 nt
Organism: Scutellospora calospora
Lineage: Eukaryota; Fungi; Glomeromycota; Glomeromycetes; Diversisporales; Gigasporaceae
Source: the annotation of a GenBank genome assembly